Molecule: messenger RNA, 2962 nt
Organism: Paramuricea clavata
Lineage: Eukaryota; Metazoa; Cnidaria; Anthozoa; Malacalcyonacea; Plexauridae
Source: the annotation of a GenBank genome assembly
AUGUUGGCACGAUUGUAUCUGUUGAGGCUAGUAACCAGCCAUACCUUUCUAUACAAGAACCUCGAUGAAUAUGGAGCUGAUCAUGAUAAGGAAGUUCUGGACAGAGUUGCUGCACAGGGUCAACUAUUGGCACAAAAUCACCAUAAGAACCCAACUGAAGAAAAUCCUGAGGAGGCAGAUCCAUUAGCUCAAGUUGUUGUUAUACCUGAUUCUGGCAGAAAAAUUGUGUUUGACAAUAUCGAUUACAACCAGAAAGUUCACUACAUGACCGAACAACACCAGAAUGUUGACCAUCAUUAUGUAACAUACAUGAGUGUAGAGAACUGUGUAUCAGGGAACCAUUUAAGUGAUGAACUUCCAACAGGUGAAGUUAUGAAAAUGGAGAAUGGAAAAUGCAUUCCUAGUUCAGCUGAUAAUGUAAAGCAAAGGACAAAUUAUAUUCACCUUGUUGAACGGAUAAUUACAACCAACAUUCCUUGCUUAAAUUCCCUUGCAGAUUUGUGUCCUAUGCACAUUUCUCACCAGUACAAUGCAGAAAUGAAGAAGAGAUCAGAUUCUAUAAGUUACUUUAAUACCAUUAGGGGUAGGCUUUGAGGUAGGUUAGGCAUAUGGGUUAGGGUAGUAUCAGGAUCAGGAUUGAUAUCAGGUUUAGAUUAUCACUAUUAAGUAACAGUUAUACAGUACUACUUAAACUGUCUGCACCAGUGUUGUUAGUACCAAUGUGAAAAUGCUGUGCUGAGUGGUUAUAUUACUACCUUAAAAAAUAAGCAGAAACUCAACGUUUCGAGCGAAGGCCCUUCGUCAAGAGUUAGUGCUACUAACUCUUGACGAAGGGCCUUCGCUCGAAACGUCGAGUUUCUGCUUAUUUUUUAAGGUAGUAAUAUAACCACUCAGCACAGCAUUUAUACAGUACUACUAUAUUUUGUGACUGGCGUGAAAGAAUAAUCACAUGCAUAUAAAAAUACCCUGCUUAACUUAUCAACUAAGUGGCAAUUCCGUUGCUUUUUCAUUGUCUAAUGUGUUAGUCCAAGAGAAGUAAUAUCAAAUAAAAUAAGUGUACAAUAAGCAAAUCAAUAAAAUACAUAUGAGAGCAUUCAUUGUAAUUGUUACAAUAUAGCGUUAAUUUUGUCCUACUUCUGUCUUUUUGCAGGUGUUUUUAGGCAUAUACGAGAACGAAAAUGAUGCUAACAGGAUCAUCAAGAUUCUCCAGCAAUUUCACAAGUUUGUUCCUUGCAAUGCUGAUCAAGAAGAUAAUGUUUAUGGUAAUCAAGGUGUGGUUGGUGAUCAAUUAAGUGUGGAAAGAGCUAUAAAUGGUAAAAUGGUAAAUAUAAAUGAUAAAUCCUUAGCCAAUGGAUUUACUAGUUAAGAGCGUCUAGAAGGAUUGCAUUUUGAAGCAGCUGACUGGCAUGCCGGCAACAAGUUUUUGGAGGUUUGUUGAAUAUCGAAAUAUUGUACCCACCUCGCACAAUGUGUCCCCCAGAUACCAUAUACAUAAUAUUAUACGCGAAGUAUCUCAUGGAGAUUAUUAUUUUUUCAUUUUGGGUGAAACACUGGAUGCGAAAAGCACAAACGCUUGACUGUUAAAAGCUUUCCCUGCCACAACGUUUUGCCACAUAUAAUGAACGAAUACUGUACUGAUUCUAUUUAAUUGCAACCUCUGAUCUAGACUUGCUGAAUUUUAUGUCCUUGUCUACUAUAUAAGAACUAAACCCACUCAUAUUACAGUAUAUAAAAAUUAAAUUAUUUUUAAUUAUUGUUUCAGGUUGCAUUUAAUAACUUAUAUAACAUAUCUUCUUCUGGUGACAAAUGUACUAUGUACAGCGACUGCAAUUUAAUCAAUAGAAGGAAUGUAAAGAGUGAUGUCAGUGCUGCAGAGAAUGCUUGCCGGAGAUUUUUUAAAAUUGAAGUGGAGUCAAGAGUCAUUGCUGGUGCUUUAGCUGUUCUGGAAAUGGACAGUUUAGAUGAAGAUAAAGAGAUCUUCUCUUACAAAGAUGAAACGUCCAAAGAAGAGAAAAUGGAAUUUCUCAGAAAAACAGCUACUGCUGUUGUGGAAAGAUUUGUUAUCGACCAGGAAAGAAAUGAUAAGAUUUUGACAUAUGUGCAGUUGAUCCAGCAAUGCACAGAUGCAAAACGUUCAGUGAAUGGCGAAGGGAGGUAUCCAUGCAGAUACAAGGGCUGCCAGAAAACAUUUGCAUUUGACAGAAAGCACAGAAGGCAACACGAAAUGCAACAUCCUCAACCCGAAGUGAAUGAAUAUGAAAUUGCCAAUGUGAUCUGCGAUACCACAAUUGAUGAAGACGAGCGAGAUGACAUGUUUGCUUAUCAAAGAGCAUUGCUUGAUUAUGGAAUGUUAUUGCUCAAUUUAUGGGAUGGAAUAUCAGAGGGCGAUGGGGAACGUGUGAUAAGGUGUUGGAAAUUUUUCCUUAUGUGUUUGAAGCAUCAAGGAACAUCAGCCAACAAGUAUUCUCUUGAAGCAUUGUAUUUAAUGUUCCAAUUAUAUGCAUUGCUUAGUCCUAAAGAAUCUCAUCACCUGAUUUGGAACAGAUUCGUUAAGAACAAACAUGGACAAUUUGGCAAUAUAUCUUUGGAUUUAAAUUUAGAGUUCAAGAACAAACUGGUCAAGGAAGCCAUAAAACAUCUUGGUCCCAGUGCAAGCAAGAAGUCACUUGAUCGUAUUUGCCAUUCGUUGGGAGUAACUGCUGAUCUAAUGGCGGUUUUUGAUACAAACUUGAGCAUUUAUAAAAAAUCUGGGAAGCAUAUAAAGAAGUCAACCAAGGGAGACCUGGAAAAAGUAGUAAAUGAGCUACUUACACAGAAGGCAUUUUAUCACACACCUGGCAGGGAGUAUACUUUUUAUAAAAAUAUUAAACCAAGCAUUCUAAAUGGUUUUGAUUUGCAUAAAUUGUGUACGUGGAUCAAUGAACAUAAAAAGCAUAUGAUUCUUAAUAGGCAUGCUCGUUAA